This is a messenger RNA of Fraxinus pennsylvanica, 810 nucleotides long. NCBI's taxonomy places the organism in Eukaryota, Viridiplantae, Streptophyta, Magnoliopsida, Lamiales, Oleaceae. The record is from the annotation of a GenBank genome assembly.
AUGGGACUAAUUUGGAGGAAAGACUACUUGGAUCUUGUUUUAGUCCCAAGUGGUUUACUUUUCAUGUUUGGAUAUCAUCUAUUCCUUCUGUACAGAUACUUAAAGUUCCCUGAAACCACAAUCAUGGGGUUGGAGAAUCAUAACAAAAGAGCUUGGGUUGAAAGAAUGACUAAGGUUGAUGUCAAGGACCGGGGACCGGCAAUAAAUGUGAUCAGCAGCAACAUAUCUGCAGCAACUUCACUUUCUUCAAUCUCCCUUGUUCUCAGUUCCUUAAUUGGUGCAUGGAUUGGGAGUUCCUCUGUAAACAUUUUUAGAAGCAGUUUUGUUUAUGGAAGCAUAGACUCAUCUGUUGUUUUCAUCAAAUACAUAGCUCUUCUCUCCUGCUUCCUGGUUGCUUUUGUUUGUUUUUUUCAGACAGCAAGGUAUUUAGUUCAUGCCAAUUUCCUCAUAAGCAUGCCAAAUAGUGAUAUCCCAGUAAGAUAUGUUGAGAACGAAGUGAUAAGAGGAAGUAAUUUCUGGCUCAUUGGCAUGAGAUCACUUUAUUUUGCUAUGAAUUUGCUGCUUUGGAUUUUUGGUCCAAUCCCGAUGUUUAUUUGUUCAGUUUUCACAGUUGGCGUGUUGCUUAAUCUUGACAGAAAUACUACUCCAUUGCAUCAGUAUACACCACUUGUGAAUCAUGACUUACAGAAGACUGGUCAAGAAGUAACAGCAGUCACCAAUGGAGCAUCAUCAGAGAUCGCAAGAGUCGAAACAGAAUAUCCGGUGUCUAGUGAUGGACACUGCCAGCAAGCUACAAUUUGUAGACAGUAG